CAAAAACGUGCUCAUUCCCACGCAGCCGCAUACAAAAUAGCGCCCCGGAGCGGCCUCCUUGAGAGCCACAUCUACAGCAGCGGAACGAGGCCUCGCCGAAGGUCUGGUUGCCCAAGAGAUGACCGUGAUCGAAAAACUACACCGCUGCACCUUGACGAUGCGAAAGGAAAGAAAGCCCAGCCAAAAACAGUCGGAAGCGUUUAAUCGAAAGCCCAGAGCCUCAGUCCCGCCCGUGGAACGGCCAAACGCGAAACGCGAAAACAGCGCCUGCGAAACGUGAGAAUAUGACGAAUUCGGAAUGCCCUUGAUCCCGCAAAAAGAAACAUCACCCGACCGAGGGAAAUACUAUUCAAAACCCAGAUCAUUAGCUCCAGACGAUGCGGCCGUAAUGCAGUCACAGUCGGAGAAGCGGAGCGUCCCUUCGAAGUGGAACACAGCCAACGAGAUGGUUGCCAGAUACGGUUUAGCCGCCGUCGUGGAGAAGUGUGGUUUCGUCCCCAAGAGCCGCAGUAACAAGACAGACCCAACAGUCUCUUACGAAAUCCAUCACGGGUCAUUACGUUUCCUCCCCGCCCAAUCCCCUCCUCAAGGGUAAGAAGAGGAAAAUAAAAGGAAGAGAGAGACCAAGGCUGGCCGCCCUUCUUCUUCUCGGGCUCGGUCCACGGAACAGCGAGAAGACGACGUGGUGGUCGUCACCUAAGAGGCCCGUCCGAAGUGAGACAAGCGACUCGCGGCGAGGGGAGUAGAAGUGCGCGAACAUGGCCACGCAACGGCGGACACGAGCGGAGACGCCGGCGGAGAAAGAUCUGGCUCCAAAGGACGGCCCAUCUGAUAUUCGGCCGGCGGUGCCCACAGAGGUUAUCGUGAAGCUGCUGGGAUUCACGUUCGCCAUGAUCGUCCUGCCGAUAGGCAGCUACUUCGCCACCGUAAACACCGUCUUCAAAGGGAACUCGACGUUCGCGGGCGCGCUGGCUGCCGUUGUGGCCAACGUCGUGCUAAUAGGCUAUGUCAUUGUUGCCGUCAGGGAGGACCAGUCCGAGUCGACCGGGUUGGCGGCCAAGAAAGGCAAGAAAGCAGAGUGACUUGACGCUCGUUUGGGAGCGUUCGCGACUUACUACGUUGAAAUGGUCGGGCGUUUGGUGGUCUCGCGAGUAAAGAACUCACACGCAGGUUUCGCUUAUUGGGGAAGAAUUGGUCGAGAACCUGAAAUAAAACAAUAGUACGAAUUUAAUACCUUCACCUCUCUUUCUUCUUUCGGGGUGGAAUAUGUACAAUGCCAAAUGAACACCAAGUCGCUUCCCG
Messenger RNA from Verruconis gallopava, 1302 nucleotides. RefSeq lists its product as uncharacterized. Lineage: Eukaryota; Fungi; Ascomycota; Dothideomycetes; Venturiales; Sympoventuriaceae. The coding region runs from base 759 to 1082 and encodes 107 amino acids. Gene Ontology annotation, cellular component: endoplasmic reticulum membrane. The record is from RefSeq and is a predicted model, not a curated record. Gene Ontology annotation, biological process: vacuolar proton-transporting V-type ATPase complex assembly. The transcript has 3 exons.